Messenger RNA from Glossina fuscipes, 3070 nucleotides. RefSeq lists its product as uncharacterized. Lineage: Eukaryota; Metazoa; Arthropoda; Insecta; Diptera; Glossinidae. The transcript has a single exon. The record is from RefSeq and is a predicted model, not a curated record. Bases 56 to 550 code for a protein of 164 amino acids.
GCGUACAUCCACCAAUUGUGGCACGGCAGGAUUGUGACUUACUUCACUAUCCUGGAUGUUUAACGUAACAACGAAAACGUUUCUGGAUCAACACAACAGCGCCAAAUGUUCAACUCUUUUGCUAACUUGGAUACCAAAUUCAUCCCUGUGGAAAUGCCCAUCGUCGGGUAAGGGAUAUCCAGCUUAUUUUAAAUGCCCUUUACCACUGACAGCUGGAGCAAAUGCUCAACUUUUCAUUGGUGAUGUUAAUGGCGAGAGCGAGCUUAGUAGAUUCAAAACUUGUUCCACUGCUAAUAACGAAAAUGCGAAGGAAGACGAGACAAACGCUUCAACGGUUGAUAUGCAGGAGUUGCGCAUUGAGCUGCAGCCUUUAUUAGGCGGUAAAAAAGCAUCUUCGGAGGACUUGAAAGCUUUGCUUCGAAAGGAGCCCAUCACUUCAGUUAACAUAACCAUAUCAAAUCCACAAGCAGAGAGUACUAAUAUAUCGCAAACUUAUAAUUGUAUCGUGGCUGCUGAUCGAGAAAAACUUCAAUUAAAUUCUGAUGGCUAGAUAUCCGAUGGCAAUAACCCGAACUGGAUGACGCCGGAACUUCUAGCCUUUAAACUUCCAGAUAGUGAAAAUACUACUCUCACUGUGAGGCGCAAAAGAAAUAUCAAAUGUCGACGGUUCUCAGUCGAUUUAAGUCAAAUGCGAUCAUUGCUUGGCGGUGGCUUACGGUGGUUUGAAUUAUUUGGCGCAAGUAGCAAGGUGUUUAUUUUUUUGCACACUAAUAUAUUUCAUAUUUCUGUAUGCUUCUAAGUCUUUCAACAAUGGCAUUGUUUUUUGCAUAAUGUCACUAGGACAAGAAAAACAAAAUUUGCCUUAUCGCCAUAGUCAUGUCGGCCAGAAGUAAAGAAAUCUGAACUUCAUUCUAAUGAAGGAAAUGUGAAAAAAGAUUACCACUUUCUACGGUACAUUGCUCAAUGCAAAAGGAGAAAUCGACGAUGAUCUAAUGUUAAGGAAAUGCGUAUUCUUCGGCGAAUUGGAGAAACGUUUGCGCCAGACCGUUUGGCCAUUUCUAUUAAAAUGUCACUCCUUCUCAUCGACUUUUGAAGAUCGAGCCGUCUUGACGGAUAUUAAACGGCAGGAAUGUGAGGAGUUUACACGGCGACGUUUAUAUUCGCCCAAAGAACAAAUAUAUUUCUGGAAAACCGUUCAAUGUAUUGUAGAAAAGGUGUUGUACGUACAGACUGUUCCAAUCCGUUAUUCUGCGGCGAAGACAAUCCUAAGACUGAAAUUAUGAAAAACAUCAUUAAACUUUGCCUUUUACAAUACCGGUAUUUCUUAUUCACAAGGUAUGAGCGAUCUUUUAGCCCCGGUUUUAUGCGAAAUACAAAAUGAAUCAGAGACGUUUUGGUGUUUUGUCGGUUUGAUGCAGAGAGCAUUUUUUGUCUGUACGCCAACUGACAACGAUAUUGAUCGUAAUUUUAACUAUUUGCGUGAACUGAUACGCAUUAUGCUUCCGCGGUUUUACGAACAUUUAGAGCAGCAUAGCGAUGGUUUGGAAUUACUGUACACUUGGGUUCACAGUCGUUUUCUUUUUUUGCGAAGCAAUUUUCUCUUGAUCGUCGGGCUUAAUAAUUUUAUUAACAUUGCUAACUUUUAUUUCUGAGGUGGGAUUAAGUGUCGCAGAAACUGUGAAGAACAAGUGUAGCAACUAACUUAAUACAAAGUACAUUUACAUUUAUAGCUUACUUCUUGAAGUGAAUUUAUCGAACAUGAUUUUUUGGGAUGUCGUAGUCCAGAAGGCCACAAGUGUCAGGACGAGUGCGUCGGUUUUUAAUGAGAUUAGAAUAACAUGAGAAACGGGAUUGACAGCAUCCGCUUUCCACCAAACAGAUGCCGGUGUGUACUGUUGAAUAAGCAACUAAACUUUCACGGUGCGAAAAACAUUUGCCACAAAUCUUGGUGCAAAAGUUGACAGAAUUACGACAGCUUUUGGAGAUUGUUAUACGCUUUUUAACUUACGUCGCAUUCGUAAGGCUUCUCCCCAGUAUGUGACCUUUCAUGCUCUACUAAACGGCCCUUCUGAUAGAAAUUUUUACCACAAUAACUGCAAUAAUUUUUCAACUCGCCGGUAUGAAAUUCUAUAUGUUGUUUCAGAUUAUAUUUGGAUAUGAACAUCAUUGAGCAUUGUUCACAUUUAUAAGGUUUUUUGGUACCACAUCAGUAGGUAUAAGUCGCCGAUAUGGAUCAAUUGUCUUAUAUUUAGCUCCACAUUUAUCACACUUGAAUAAUUCGCGAUCAACGUCUUUAUGUACAUCGCGUAUGUAAAUUCGAUGUUGCUCUUCACUAGUAAAAGUUGUAUUUUUGCAGGGGCGACAUGCAAUCGUCACACGAAUCGUGUCACGAUGUCGCUUUAAGUUUUCAUCCAUGCAAAAGCGUGGUUCAAAACAGCAACAAAAAAAGCCACCAGGAGAUUCAUGUUUUUUAACAUGUUUCACAAAACCAUUUAGGGAGGUCAGAGCAAAGUUUCACUAGCACUGGUUGAUUUCCGAUGACGUUGGAUCCAUUGAUAAGUGUGGAAUUGCCUAGAAGAAACCGAGUAUCAUUAUGGUUACUCAUUCAAAUAAACAUUCCUUGACGAAAUCGGAGAGAUAUAUUCUUUAAGCGUUUUAUUUUUCCUGUAACAUUUAUUAACCUUUUUUAACGACACUCAACUGAAGAUGUUUAAAUGGUUCUUGAAUACCUCCAAAGAGAACAAUAAAACUAUUAUAUUUAGGCAAGAUAUAUCUUUAAAUAUCCCGCGCUUCUUCAUCUAAUGCAAACUUCUUUCGUUCACCAAAUAUCCAAAAUCAUGCCUCGUUACCUUAUAGAUGCUUACUUUUUGCAGUAAAGAAGAGAGCCCGAGCAUAAGCGGUCCAAAUUUGGUAAAAUUAUUCCAAAUCAGCACUUGUUAUGGUGCGAAGGCUUACUUUCAAGUUGCUAUUUAAAACGAAUUUCCUACGAAUUUUUCUUGAAAUCUGUUAAAAAUUGUCAUGAGCGGCAUGAAUGUGAGGAACGCUCAAAUAUAUUGAUUUGAUUUAAUCC